AUGGUAUUCUGGGAGGUUGGGGGCAGGAACGGGGUAGGUAUCUUGGUUGAUAACGACCUCCGUGAACUAGUGGUGGAUGUUAGGAGGGUGAAUGACAGACUGAUGACUAUUAAGCUAAUUGUUAGUGGUUUUACUUUGAACAUAAUCAGUGCAUGCGCACCCCAAACUGGCUUGGAUCAGGAAGUCAAUAGGCGUUUCUGGGAGGACUUAGAUGAGAUGGUGCGUGGUAUCCCGCACAUCGAGAAGCUUUUCAUAGGAGGAGAUUUCAACGGCCACAUUGGAGCAACGCCUGGGGGGUAUGAUGAUGUGCAUGGUGGCUUUGGUUUUAGAGAUAGAAACGAAGGAGGAACGUCUCUGCUGGACUUUGCAAGAGCUUUUGAUUUGGUGAUAGCAAACUCGAGUUUCCCGAAGAAGAAGGAGCACUUGGUCACCUUCCGGAGUUCGGUGGCCGAGACUCAGAUUGAUUAUGUACUUUGUAGGAAGUCCGAUAGAGGUCUUUGCAUGGAUUGCAAGGUCAUCCCAAGUGAGAACCUCUCGACCCUUUACAGGCUCCUGGUCAUGGACCUUGAGAUCACGAGGAAAAGGAGGAAAAGGGCGAUGUAUAGCCAACAUAGGAUAAAGUGGGGAGCCUUGACGGAAGCUAAAGCGCAGGAGUUGGGGGUCAAGCUGGUGACUAUGGGGGCUUGGAGGAGUAGUGGGGACGCAAGCGCUAUGUGGACCAUGACUGCGCAGUGCAUUAGGGAAGUCGCGAGAGAGGUAUUAGGAGUCUCAAAGGGUAAUUCUGGUGGUCACAAGGGAGAUUGGUGGUGGAAUUGA
Molecule: messenger RNA, 816 nt
Organism: Nicotiana attenuata
Lineage: Eukaryota; Viridiplantae; Streptophyta; Magnoliopsida; Solanales; Solanaceae
Product: craniofacial development protein 2-like
Exons: 1
Coding region: 1-816 (271 amino acids)
Biological process (GO): chromatin remodeling
Cellular component (GO): nucleus
Source: RefSeq, a predicted model, not a curated record